AUGGCGUCUACGGAAGAGGACUGGAAAGCGAAGGUCGCUCGAAAGCAAGCAUCACUACAGGCAAAAGUUCCUAAAGAAUGGCGCCUGCCAGAAUCAAUCACAUCCCUGCUCAAAUUACCCCUGGCAGAGCACCCCAACCGCCUCAUCGACCUCGACAUCCCACGACGCUCCGGUCUGCUCAGCGAGCGCGAGCUACAGAUCACGGAGAAGUACACAGUGAGAUCGCUCCUGAUAGCGCUACGCUCAGGAGAAAUAUCUGCCGUUGAAGUGACGACCGCCUUCUGUAAGCGGGCCUGCGUUGCUGGGCAGCUUACCAACUGUUUGACUGAGACAUACUACGAUGAGGCGUUGAGUCGAGCGAGGGAGCUGGAUCUCGCGAGAGAAAGAGGUGACGCACUCGGUCCUCUGCACGGACUCCCUAUCUCCCUCAAGGAUUCCUUCCAAAUCGCCGGCUCCGAGGCAACGAUCGGCUACGUCUCCUAUCUCGAUCGCAAGUCAGAAGAGAACUCCGCGCUGGUCGACUUAUUGCUCCAGCAAGGCGCCAUCCUCUAUGUCAAGACCAACGUCCCCCAGACGAUGAUGACAGCAGAUUCGGAGAACAACAUUUUCGGGCGGACGCUGAACCCACACAACACGCUCCUUACGGCAGGAGGCUCGACUGGUGGCGAAGGAGCGCUUGUGGCGUUUCGUGGCUCAAUACUGGGAGUUGGCACUGACGUCGCUGGCUCAAUUCGAAUCCCUGCGCUAUGCGAUGGGUUGUACGGGUUCAAGCCGACAACAUCACGUGUGCCGUAUGGAGGACAGGCUCGUGCGGGUGAUGCUGGCAACUCGUUCUUCCUUGCGGCUGCGGGACCAUUGGCAAACGAUCUUGAGGGCAUCGCUGACUGGAUGGAGGUGGUCAUCGGUGCUCGACCCGCUAGGUUUGAUGCGGCGGCUCUGGAUGUGCCAUGGCGGCAGCUACAGCCAAAGCAACAGCUCAGGAUCGGCGUUCUGGAGCCUGAUCCAUUCUUUCCACUACAGCCGCCCGUACAGCGGACCUUGCAUGAGGCUGUAGCUCGUCUCCAAUCACAAGGUCACACGCUGGUCACACUUCGAGCGGACAAAACAAGGAUAGCAGAGGCUACUGUAGUGUCAUGGGCAAUGUUCGGUCUGAUGAGCGACGGAUUCGCUCGACUGAGAGCCAGUGGAGAGCCUUUCAUUCAGUCUCUGCAGGCUGGUGGAGCACUCGCUUCAAAGCUGGCGCAGCAAGCGAUACCGCGACCGCAAUAUGACAGCUCGAUGACCGACCUUCAGCGUCUUGCUGCAGUGACGGUCCAUCGAGAUGCGCUCAAGGAAAGCUGGCGCAAGUUGUGGAAUCUACACAAUCUCGAUGUGGUGAUCGCACCAGCAGCGCAAUGCACGGCGCCUCUCCACGACACUUUCUCUCUCCCCGCAUACACCGUGCUCCUGAAUUGUCUGGACUAUCCGGCGUGUGUGAUCCCCUUUGGGCAAGGCUCCAGGGAUAAGGACGGCCAGCCCUUCGUGGUGAAGCCGGAGCAAUUCUGUCCAGAGUACGACGUCGAUGCCGCAGAUGGGGCGCCAUGUGUCAUUCAGGUUUUCGCGAACCGAAUGCAGGACGAGGAGUGCCUGCGAGCUGCGAAGGUCAUUGAUGCCUGUCUCAAAGGCUGA
Cyphellophora attinorum is the source of this 1668-nucleotide messenger RNA. RefSeq names its product Acetamidase. The record is from RefSeq and is a predicted model, not a curated record. NCBI's taxonomy places the organism in Eukaryota, Fungi, Ascomycota, Eurotiomycetes, Chaetothyriales, Cyphellophoraceae. The transcript has a single exon. Bases 1 to 1668 code for a protein of 555 amino acids.